Loa loa (African eye worm) is the source of this 550-nucleotide messenger RNA. RefSeq lists its product as hypothetical. The annotation marks the transcript as partial. Gene Ontology annotation, biological process: collagen catabolic process; proteolysis; extracellular matrix organization. The record is from RefSeq and is a predicted model, not a curated record. Gene Ontology annotation, molecular function: metalloendopeptidase activity; zinc ion binding. NCBI's taxonomy places the organism in Eukaryota, Metazoa, Nematoda, Chromadorea, Rhabditida, Onchocercidae. Gene Ontology annotation, cellular component: extracellular matrix. The transcript has 4 exons.
AUGUCAUGUUGUCCUGUGAUCAUUAGUGUUAUUUGCAUUUCAGUCUUUUUAAUCUUUCAAGUACCAUUGAAGAGUACCAGAAAUUUUAUUCUUGUAAUGGCUUUGUCCUUAUUUAUAUUUCCAUUAGUAAUAGUCUUCAUCAUUUUAUUUCUUAUUCAUACUGUAUUGAAAUUUGUCACGUAUCUUAUACUGUGGCAGUCGAAAUUGUUUCAAAAAUUUGAGGAUUUAAAAAUAAUUGAUAGAUCUGAUGGGACAUGGUGUGGAGGAAAUGAUUUAAGGAAUUCUAAUUCGAAUGAUUCAAAGAAAAUAUACAAAUGGAAGAAUAAAAAUUUGACAUAUUCGAUAGGUACUGUUCCUAAGGAAUUAUCUCGAAGAAUAGUAAGGUAUGAUAAUGGUACUAAGGAAAAUUUUAGGGAUGUAAUGAAGAGAGCUUUUGAAGUGUGGUCAACAGUGACACAAUUGAAUUUCCUCGAAGUACCACAGAAUGGCAAUAUCAAAAUCGAUUUUGUCAGGGGAGAACACGGAGAUGGUUACACUUUUGAUGGGCCAG